Molecule: messenger RNA, 1735 nt
Organism: Myotis lucifugus (little brown bat)
Lineage: Eukaryota; Metazoa; Chordata; Mammalia; Chiroptera; Vespertilionidae
Gene: GPN3
Product: GPN-loop GTPase 3
Exons: 8
Coding region: 108-968 (286 amino acids)
Molecular function (GO): GTPase activity
Source: RefSeq, a predicted model, not a curated record
CGGAACUCAGGGCGUCGCGCGAAGGCUGAAGGGAGUGUGGCCGCCGCUCUUGGGGACUGCUGCGCGGCGGGCGGCUCCGGGAUCUCGGGGAGCUGACAUGCCUCGGUAUGCGCAGCUGGUCAUGGGCCCCGCAGGCAGCGGGAAGCCCUGUGACGUUACAGAGUACUUACUGCGCCACCAUGGUCCAGCACUGUGAAGCCCUCAGUCGGUCUGUCCAGGUGGUGAACCUCGAUCCUGCAGCAGAACACUUCAGCUACCCCGUAAUGGCUGACAUCCGGGAACUGAUCGAGGUGGAUGACGUGAUGGAGGAUGAUUCUCUGCGGUUCGGUCCCAAUGGAGGAUUGGUGUUUUGCAUGGAGUACUUCGCCAAUAAUUUUGACUGGCUAGAGAGCUGUCUUGGCCACGUAGAGGAUGACUACAUCCUUUUUGACUGUCCAGGUCAGAUCGAGUUGUAUACGCAUCUGCCUGUGAUGAAACAACUGGUCCAGCGGCUAGAACAGUGGGAGUUCCGAGUCUGUGGAGUUUUUCUGGUCGAUUCACAGUUUAUGGUGGAGUCUUUUAAGUUUAUUUCUGGCAUCUUGGCGGCCCUGAGUGCUAUGAUCUCUCUAGAAAUUCCACAAGUUAACAUCAUGACGAAAAUGGACCUGCUGAGUAAGAAAGCUAAGAAGGAAAUUGAGAAGUUUCUAGAUCCAGACAUGUAUUCUUUAUUAGAUGAUUCCACAAGUGACUUAAGAAGCAAAAAAUUCAAAAAAUUGACUAAAGCUAUAUGUGGACUGAUUGACGACUACAGCAUGGUUCGAUUUUUGCCUUACGAUCAGUCAGAUGAAGAAAGCAUGAACAUUGUAUUACAGCAUAUUGAUUUUGCCAUUCAGUAUGGAGAAGACUUGGAAUUUAAAGAACCAAAGGAACAUGAAGAUGAGUCGUCUUCUAUGUUUGAUGAAUAUUUUCAAGAACAUCAGAAUGAAUAAAGAGUUUAUUAACAUGUAAAUGUAUAUAUGCAAAGAGCUUGUGGCUGAACCGGCAAAAUAUUUUUCUCAAAGGAUGCAAUACUAAAAAGCUGCUUAUUUUAAUGAAAAAAAUAAUACUUGGCUCUUUAUCAACAGCACACCUGAAUCAAGUUCUUGGUUAUUCUGAAACUGCUGCUGUUUAAAGUGGAAUCUUUUAGUGUUAUAUUUUUACUAAGCAUCAGUUUAGAUCAGGGGUCCUCAAACUUUUUAAACAGGGGGCCAGUUCACUGUCCCUCAGACCGUUGGAGGGCCGGACUAUAGUUAAAAAAAAAAACUAUGAACAAAUUCCUAUGCACACUGCACAUAUCUUAUUUUGAAGUAAAAAAACAAAACGGGAACAAAUACAAUAUUUGUAUUUGCAUGUGGCCCGCGGGCCGUAGUUUGAGGACCCCUGGUUUAGAUUUUAAAAGUUGAAAUUGAAAUUAAUUCACAUAGAUUUGUAUAUAAUGUAAAUUAGCACCUGUGGUACAGUUAAGACCAGUCUACCUUUAUUUUUUCUGUUUGGUUUUGUUAUUUUUGAAGGUUUUUUUUUGGAGGAGCAGGAAUUAUUGUAACAAAAUAUGUAUAUCCAAAGGUGAAAAUCUGUAGGAUAUAGGUAAAACCAUUGUUUAUAUGUAUUCCAAAUUUCUACAUUGAAAAUGUAUUAUUUGUAUAAUUAAAAAAUGAAAAGUGACUAAUUUUUAAAGAUAUGUAUGUAUAUAAAUAAAAUAAACAGCAUUAACCUUUCA